AUGUACCCCUCUCCUGAGGUUGAACAACAUAGUGAGAAAAAUGACGAUUCCUCCAGUUCUGAGAAGGACAUGGCUGCUGAAGAUGUCCCUGACAUCUCCCCUGUGAAGAAAACCACUGUGAGGAAGUCCCCUGGUAAAGUUGUUGUUGUGCAUUUGGAUAAUAUCUCUUUCCAUCUUGAGGACGAAGCUGCCAAAUGGAAAUUUGUGAUUCAAAGAAGGGUGGCUGUGGAAAGGGAGUUAGGAAAGGAUGCUGCUGAAAUCAAGGAGGUCAUGGACCUGAUAAAGGUUGCUGGGUUGUUGAAGACUGUGGCUGGGUUCUCUCAGUGCUAUGAGGGUUUAGUUAAGGAAUUCAUUGUCAACAUUCCUGAGGAUAUUGCUGAUAAGAAAAUCAAGGAAUUUUGCAAAGUGUUUGUGAGAGGAAGAAGAGUUAAGGGUGCAGGUGAACUGGAAGCUACAGACAAUAAGGUCUGUAGAGAAAUUACAUCAAGGCAGGUGAAAGGAUGGCCUAUUAAAAAGCAUCUUCCUGUUGGGAAGUUGACAGUCAAGUAUGCAAUAUUGCAUAAAAUAGGAGCUGCAAAUUGGGUGCCUACCAACCACAUUUCCACAAUUGCUAAUACCCUUGGAAGGUUUAUUUUUGUUGUUGGAACCAAACUGAAUUUUGACUAUAGUAGAUUUAUGUUUGAACAAAUCAUCAAGCAUGCAUCUACUAAUGCAGUUAAGCUGCCUAUUGCCUUUGCCUAUAUGAUUUGUGGGAUUAUCCUGAAUCAACAUCCUGGAGAUUGUAAAGAGCUGGGUGAAGGGAUAAGGGUAGAAACAGCUAGGAAACAAUCAUUGGAAGCAUUGAUUGCAAGCUUGGAGCAAGCUGAAGGGGAAAAUAUUGAUCAUGCUAAGGAAGUUGAAGCCCACACCUCUAGUGAGAGGUUUGCAACUAAUGAUGAGACAAGUGGUAAUUCUGUUUCUAGUGUUGAUGAAGCUGCAAGCUCAAGCUCCUCUGAUUAG
Messenger RNA from Lathyrus oleraceus (garden pea), 999 nucleotides. RefSeq lists its product as uncharacterized. The transcript is spliced from 4 exons. The coding region runs from base 1 to 999 and encodes 332 amino acids. The record is from RefSeq and is a predicted model, not a curated record. NCBI's taxonomy places the organism in Eukaryota, Viridiplantae, Streptophyta, Magnoliopsida, Fabales, Fabaceae.